Molecule: messenger RNA, 711 nt
Organism: Dichotomopilus funicola
Lineage: Eukaryota; Fungi; Ascomycota; Sordariomycetes; Sordariales; Chaetomiaceae
Product: vacuolar protein sorting-associated
Exons: 3
Coding region: 1-711 (236 amino acids)
Biological process (GO): protein transport to vacuole involved in ubiquitin-dependent protein catabolic process via the multivesicular body sorting pathway
Cellular component (GO): ESCRT I complex
Molecular function (GO): protein-containing complex binding
Source: RefSeq, a predicted model, not a curated record
AUGAUAUCACGACAACCCUACGCCCCAACACCCCACAGCUAUGUCCCAAACUCGACGCUUUCAGCCACCAUAAACCUCGACGAGGAAGUCAAACUCGCCGACACCCGCGCCGAACGCGAUCUCCAAGACUCCCUCGCCGAGAUUUUCAGCAUCAUCGUCACGAUCGACGAGCUCGAGAAGGCAUUCCUCAAAGAUGCCAUCCCCGAGGCAGACUACACAGAGAUCUGCGAGCGGUCGCUGAAGCAGUACAAGUCGUUGGUUGCCGAUGAAACGGUGGCCAAGGCAUUUGUGGGGUUGGAGGAGUUUAAGGCUGAGUGGGACCUCGAGGUGCCCCGCGCAACAGAGAGGAUACGGGUAGGCAUGCCAUCGACCGCGGUAACAGCGAGUUCGGGGGCUGCCCUGGCACCGGCCACGGCCGGUACCACUAGCGGAACAUUGAUCUUGGAGGCGACGCAGGACUUUAUUACCUUUUUGGAUGCGUUACGGCUUGGGCUACUAGCGAAAGACCAACUUCACCCGCUGCUGACAGAUGUGAUUCAGUCGGUGAACAAGGUGACGGAUCGGGACUUUGACAACCGGGGGAAGAUUGUGCAAUGGCUCAUCACACUCAACCAGAUGAAGGCGACGGAGGAGCUGACGGAGGACCAGGCGCGAGAGUUAGAGCUGGAUAUCAACUCGGCGUAUCAGGGGUUUAAAAGAACCCUGUCAUGA